Messenger RNA from Necator americanus (New World hookworm), 483 nucleotides. RefSeq lists its product as uncharacterized. The coding region runs from base 1 to 483 and encodes 160 amino acids. NCBI's taxonomy places the organism in Eukaryota, Metazoa, Nematoda, Chromadorea, Rhabditida, Ancylostomatidae. The record is from RefSeq and is a predicted model, not a curated record. The transcript has a single exon.
AUGGGACUAGAGGCUUGCAACGUGCCCAUGGGUUUUAAAUUUUAUGCAAAAUACAGUAAUAGAAAAGAGUCUCCUGAUUCCGGAGGAAAGCCUAGUACGGUAGCGCCAGGUAGGACGGGAUUGCAGGAGUCAUAUAGGCUACCGAAACGGGAAAGGACUAGGAUGGCGAUCUGUACUUAUAACGCACGUACGCUUGCAUCGGAAGCGGCCGUCGAAGAUCUGAUGAUGCAAGCCAAGAAGAUCAAGUACGACGUCAUCGGACUGACCGAGACGAGACGACGUCACCCUCUCAACGCCGUGUAUGAAACUGGAGAAGAACUGUUCUUAGGAACAUGCGACAUUAGAGGUGUUGGUGGAGUUGGCGUCCUCGCCAACACGAGUAUUGCAAAGAACAUCGACUCUUUCGAACAAUUCUUUCGAAUCGGACGUCUGCGGAUGAGAAGAUGUGGUCCAACACCAUCUUUGACUAUCUUCGUCGCUUAG